Molecule: messenger RNA, 1005 nt
Organism: Zingiber officinale
Lineage: Eukaryota; Viridiplantae; Streptophyta; Magnoliopsida; Zingiberales; Zingiberaceae
Product: glycine--tRNA ligase, chloroplastic/mitochondrial 2-like
Exons: 5
Coding region: 562-1005 (147 amino acids)
Biological process (GO): glycyl-tRNA aminoacylation
Cellular component (GO): chloroplast stroma; mitochondrion; cytoplasm
Molecular function (GO): ATP binding; glycine-tRNA ligase activity
Source: RefSeq, a predicted model, not a curated record
UCAAUCAUUUUUAGGUCUAUUCUUUAAUGCAGAAACUCAGUAAUGAGGAGGCAGACUUGGAGCCACUAGAUUCACAAGUUAUUUCAUUGCAUUAAAUUGAUUGUACCUAAUGACUAUUAUCUAAAGAUAUGUGUACUUAAUUUUUUUAUCUCAAUUUAUCUAAGCAAGUUGAGAAGAUUUUUGUCUCUACUAGGUUUUAGGUCAUGGUGUAUGGUUAGUUUUCUAUUUGGCUUUGGGAAGAGGAUGUGGACAAGAGAGCAUAAAAGCAAUGUCUAUCCACCCAAUCCCCUAAAUCGAGGUUACGAAGCGUUUGACAACACCAAUUACAAUGGUUUUUUGGAUGCAAUAUCAUGAAGAUAGAAUACUUAAAUGGAUAAAAUAACUUGGCAUUUAAGUGAUUUUCUUUUAUGGAGUAUCACAUUCAUACUUCUUAAUAUUUUUGUUAAAUUAAAAAUUUGAGUUGAUGAAUGACAAUCUUUUUAUCCACUAAAGUUUUCUUGAAUUAUUAAUCUUAAAAGAUAAAGCUGCUACUAAGCUAUUUUUCAGUGCAUAUGUUUCUAAAUGUGUUGCAGUCUUGCUCGGCAAUGUGCUCAACUUUGGUUGAAGACACGGGAAGCUCUUGGGCACCCAUUAGGAUUUUCCAAGGAAAAUGAUCUCUUGUUUCAAAAUCUUCCAAAUUCCCAAUUGCAGAAGGUAUUGGAACGUCCUGGAGCAUUUGUUCUUGAGAUUGGUACUGAAGAGAUGCCUCCUCAUGAUGUAGUUGAAGCAAGUAACCAGCUUAGAAGUCUCACUGUGGAGUAUCUGAAAAAAAGAAGACUGAGUUGUGGAGAAGUUUCAUCAUAUGGUACACCACGCCGACUUGUGUUUAGUCACUCAAAAAGUGAUAUUGGAACUUUUGAUGCGUUUACUGUCUCUUGUUGUGCGAAGAACCAGUACUAUACGCAGACACAAUAUGAUGAAGUGAGAAUUGAAUGGAGUGAAUUUGUGUACUCGUAUUUGAAGUGA